AAGUAAUCGCAUUGUACCUGCAGCUACGAAACUUGCUUCAAAUUCAGACCGAUUUACCUGCGUAGACUAAGAGCUGGGUAUCAGAACGACCAAGUCUAUUCGUCUGUGGAAACUUGUCCUUUGCAUCAAGUUUAGUCUUUUCCGUUUCUUGUCAGCGGGCUUUAUUGCCCUCAACUUAACAUUUUCUACAGCAUACAAAUGAUCAGGUAGCGCUCACCAACAGCAUGGCGACCAACGGCGAAACGCCCAAAAGGGAAUUGACUCCAGCAGCAGCGACAAGCACAGCGCCAGCAGCCACCAGAUCGACCUCGCCCAGAGCCGGCACACCUCCCGCAUCUUCCCUUCCCCAGAAGCGCGUCCUGAUGGAGGACGACCACGCGCCCGCCGUCCGGUCCCCGCUCAACCCAGACGCGAGGUCCGCCCCGGCCAGGGCGCAGUCUCAAGCCCGCGAUGAGCAGCAACCAUCCGGCGUUGCUGCGCGCGAGAAGCGCACCAAGAAGGAGUCUUUGAAGAAACGCGAGAGCAAGGGUGUUGUUGGGGGUGCGGGUGGUUCCGCGACGGUCGAGAGCUCGAGGGCUACGCCUGAUCCUAGGCAAAAGGAUCAGAGCCCCAUUGACCCAAACAAAGCCGCUCCAGCGCGAUAUCCCCAGCUGCUCCCCGCCAUGAGGAGUAGCGACUUUGAGGCUCCUCGCGCGCCAACUUUUACAAGUCACCAUGAGGUUACAGGGCCUGACGGCGAGACUAUCGAGUUUGGUGAGACGACAGAGCAAUCAGUGAACAGAAAAGGUUAUGUCUACAACUACUGCAUAGCUGAUCCAGCGUUUCCCUCCAUGGUCUACUACCGUCAUACCGACCAGCUCCCAUACACCGCCCAUCUCAGCGUAGAAGACGCGGCACAACAAAUGUACUUCGACCGAUCCGCCAUGCACGUUACUGGUGAGCUGGGCUUCCGCAUGGCGCGAGCGAAUGUAGGAGUGCGUGAGGGCCGCUGGUAUUGGGAAUGCAAGGUGACGCGCGGUGUAAUAAACCCCGAACGAAGCAAACAAAAAUCCGCAGAAAACGAUGCUGAAGGGGAGGUGAACGAGGCAAAGUCACACGGUCACGUGCGAAUGGGUUGGGCGCGCAGGGAGGCAUCGCGGGAUGCGCCGGUCGGUCUGGACGCAUACAGCUAUGCGAUACGUGACGUUGGCGGUCAGAAGGUGCACAUGUCACGGCCAAAGGACUUCUUCCCGCCCGGAGAGGACGUGCGGGAAGGCGACGUAAUAGGCCUGGAGAUAUGCCUUCCAUCGGAGCAGCUGCAUCGCAAGGUUGUUCAGGGCCACUACAACCCCGCCGUCGAUCUUCUAGACGAGGAGACACCGGACCUCCACGCUGCCGCCGAAGCGUCCAACAUUGUGCGGGAGCGGGUGGUAAUACGGGGCAAGACGAAUCUUUUCUCGGAAGUUUUCGACUACCAUCCGAUCAAGGAGUUGGAAGACCUCAUGAAUCCGUCGCCAAUGGCUGCAGCCGGCGCCGGGCACGGCCACUUGUCAGAAAGGCCAAACCCAAACCACCGUGUCCCGUGCCUACGGACACUGCCUAAAUCAUACAUCAAAAUCUACAAAAACGGUGUUCUCAUGGGCACUCCAUUCGAGGACCUACUGAGCUUCUUGCCCCCUGCUUCGACACCGAAUGCAAAACUACAAGACGGCGCCAAGGAGGGUUUCGACGACGGUACAGUGGGCUACUACCCAGCAGUGAGCGUGUUCCGUGGAGGGGCGGCCGAGGUAAAUUUCGGCCCCGAUUUCUGGUACCCGCCGCCGGGCUAUGGGAGCUCAACAUCUGCGACGGCGACAAACGGCGACGUGGAGAUGACGGAUGCAGACGCUGCCGCCGUCCCCAACACAAGUACUGGACCAUCGGCCCCGCCAACCGUGAAGCCUAUGUUCGAGAGAUACAACGAGCAGAUAGCCGAGGACAUCGUUUACGACAUCAUAGAUGAGGUGCAUUUCUGGGUGCAAGACGGCCGCAAGGCGGACGGGAAUAUCGAUGGGGUUGAUGCAGCAGAUCGGAUGCAAGAGGACUGAGCAACUUGGAUUCUGAAUAUCAGGAAGGCCGGUUGUAUGCUCUAGACUCUAGCCCCAAGUCCUACAUAUCGAUAGAGAGUUGGCUAGGUCAUGGGCCAGUGUCUACGCAUACACGGUCGCCCAGCCUCUUCUUUGAGCAUUUUGGCUCGGGUUUUCGGAUCUAUGAGGGUAAUUUGGCGUAAAAGGGAUACCCCGCGGCUCAGCAGCUGCGCUUUACGAGACAUGAAAUGACCGUUGACAAUCUGGAAGACGUACUCGAGCUCCAAACUUAUCACCUGCCGUAGGAAUCCUCACAGUGAACAAAAGCAAUUGCUGCUUGAUGCAUAAACUAAACUAAAGUACGAUUGGGGUCAUAAACGGGUAUUAAACAUCAUUAUCGCCGUAAUAUCCAUGUUGCCAUCUGACGCAUUAAUUUUCGCAGUCGGGUCCGACCAG
Molecule: messenger RNA, 2501 nt
Organism: Pyricularia oryzae 70-15
Lineage: Eukaryota; Fungi; Ascomycota; Sordariomycetes; Magnaporthales; Pyriculariaceae
Product: SET1 complex component ash2
Exons: 2
Coding region: 225-2066 (613 amino acids)
Cellular component (GO): Set1C/COMPASS complex
Molecular function (GO): transcription cis-regulatory region binding; protein binding
Source: RefSeq, a predicted model, not a curated record